Messenger RNA from Telopea speciosissima, 261 nucleotides. Its product is annotated as ethylene-responsive transcription factor ERF021-like. The transcript has 3 exons. Gene Ontology annotation, molecular function: DNA binding; DNA-binding transcription factor activity. Gene Ontology annotation, biological process: regulation of DNA-templated transcription. NCBI's taxonomy places the organism in Eukaryota, Viridiplantae, Streptophyta, Magnoliopsida, Proteales, Proteaceae. The record is from RefSeq and is a predicted model, not a curated record. Bases 1 to 261 code for a protein of 86 amino acids.
AUGGAAUCCAAUGAUACAGAAAGAUCGAGGAAGUGGGGGAAAUGGGUUUCAGAGAGUCGUGAGCCUGGAAAGAAAACGUGUAUUUGGUUGGGGAGAUUUGAAACGCCAGAAAUGGCGAACAUGGCGGACAUUUGCAACGCCAGAAAUGGCGAACAUGGCGGACGUCUCAAUUUUCUUGAAUUAGCGAAUGAGUUACCUCGGCCAGCUAUUUCUAGUGCUGAUGAUAUUCGAGUAGCAGCUCAUGAAGCAGCUACAAGGUGA